Molecule: messenger RNA, 2298 nt
Organism: Andrographis paniculata
Lineage: Eukaryota; Viridiplantae; Streptophyta; Magnoliopsida; Lamiales; Acanthaceae
Product: SNW/SKI-interacting protein A
Exons: 2
Coding region: 156-1970 (604 amino acids)
Biological process (GO): mRNA splicing, via spliceosome
Cellular component (GO): spliceosomal complex
Source: RefSeq, a predicted model, not a curated record
CAACCCCCAAACUUUAUUCUUGUAUGCGUAGAUCUGCGUGUAUCCUCCUCGUGCUGCAAUUCGUUUCAUCUGAGCAUACGUUUCGCGCUGUAGACGAGCAAUUAUUUUAGAUCUCGGGUUAUAACGUCUCGGCGUGUUGACACCAGAAUUUGAAGAUGGUGGCGUUGACAGAUAUUCUCCCAAAGGCGAAAUCAUCUGUGACCUCUAACUAUGAUCAUUCAAAUGAUCCAUGGUUCAAAAGUAGGUACUCAUUAUCUGAAUCCGAGGAAUCCGAAGCUCCCAUCUCCAAGGCCAAACCUGUGCCUCCUUAUUUGAAAAGGGCAGGAUUUAAGCCCUCUAAGCCUGAAGAUUUUGGGGAUGGAGGUGCAUUCCCGGAGAUUCACUAUGCUCAGUAUCCACUUGGCAUGGGCCGAAGCACCAAGCAGAAGCCAGGUGGGAAGACUCUGCCCCUCACUGUGGACGAGCAGGGGAACUUGAGAUACGAUGCAGUUGUGAGGCAGAAUGAGAAUUCUAAGAAGAUCGUGUAUUCUCAGCAUACCGAUCUUGUUCCAAUAUUUGCAAAGGAUGCUGAGAAGGAAGAUGAUAUGGAUGUGGAUGAGAAGCAGAAAGAGAUUGAUGAGACCACCCAAGAAACCCGAUCUGCUCUUGAGAAGAUUGUGAAUGUCAGGUUGAGUGCUGCACAGCCGAAAAAUGUUCCAAAACAGUCUUCAGACUCGAAGUUCAUCAAGUACAAACCUUCUCAGCAGUCUGCAGCCUUUAAUUCAGGGGCUAAAGAGAGGAUCAUUCGCAUGGUCGAGAUGCCUGUGGAUCCUAUGGAGCCUCCCAAGUUUAAGCACAAGAGGGUACCCAAGGCUUCGGGUUCUCCACCUGUGCCAGUUAUGCAUUCUCCGCCUCGGCCUGUGACAGUCAAGGACCAGCAGGACUGGAAGAUCCCACCUUGUAUUUCCAAUUGGAAGAACCCUAAAGGAUACACAAUCCCACUCGACAAGCGCCUGGCUGCUGAUGGUCGGGGUCUGCAGGAGGUUCAGAUCAAUGACAAUUUUGCCAAGCUAUCAGAGGCUCUGUAUGUGGCAGAACAGAAAGCUAGGGAGGCAGUUGCAGUGAGAUCAAAGGUUCAGAAGGAGAUGAUGAUGAAAGAAAAGGAGAAGAAAGAGAUGGAACUCCGGGAGCUUGCUCGCCAGGCAAGAAAAGAGAGAACCGGUGUGGCUACAGCUACUGCCGUGACAGUGCCUCCUUCCGAAAGGGGUGGUGGCAUGGAUGAUUCCGAUAUGCGCAUGAACUACGAGCGCCCGAGGGAUGUUCAUCCAAAGGAAUCGAAAGAAGAGAGAGAGGAGAGGCUGCAGAGGGAAAAGAUUCGUGAGGAGCGUCGCAAGGAGAGAGAGAGGGAAAGGAGACUCGAGGCAAAAGAUGCUGCAAUGGGGAAGAAGAGCAAGAUUACCCGCGACAGAGAUCGUGAUAUCAGUGAGAAAGUCGCACUUGGAAUGGCAUCGACCGGGGCGAGAGGGGGUGAAGUUAUGUAUGAUCAGAGGCUGUUCAACCAAGAGAAAGGGAUGGAUUCCGGUUUCGCUACGGACGACGCUUACAACAUCUAUGACAAGGGGUUGUUCAAUUCUCAGCCCACUUUAAGUACUCUGUACAGGCCCAAAAAGGAUGCGGAUGAUGAGAUGUACGGCGGUGCUGACGAGCAGAUGGAGAAGCUGAUGAAAACGGAUCGCUUUAAGGCUGACAAACAAUUUGCAGGUACAUCUGAGAGGACGGGGCCGAGGGACAGGCCGAUGGAAUUUGAGAAAGACCAACCAGCUGAAGAGGAUCCGUUCGGUUUGGAUCAGUUCUUGACGGAGGUUAAGACCGGUAAGAAAGCAAUGGACAAGGUGGGGAGUGGAGGUACAUUGAAGGCCAGUGCUGGAUCGAUGCGAGAUGGGUUCGAGGGAUCGGGUAGAUCAAGAAUUGGCUUCGAAAGAGGGCGCUAAGGUGAUGUUGUUUACUUGUCUUGAAUUCAAUUCUGGCUUUACUAGUGCUUAAAUAAAAAUAUGAAAAUAGAUUCGGUAUGAUCUUGGGGGUGGUGGCUGACGCUGCUGCAUGUGAGUCGAUCUUCUCCUUCUUCUUCUUCUGUGUGUAGACUUUGUGAUUAUACAUACAGACAGUAUGUUUGUGGCUUCCUUGCUUGGAUUGUAAUCGAUGUUCUUGUGUUUCAUUAUCCUACCUUUUAAUCUUAAAAUGUUGUUUCAUGGUUAUGGAUUUGACGACAUUUUCAGGCAGUAUAAAAUACUAAUGAAUCUUAUAUGUCUUGGUAGAUAG